Molecule: messenger RNA, 3180 nt
Organism: Musca domestica (house fly)
Lineage: Eukaryota; Metazoa; Arthropoda; Insecta; Diptera; Muscidae
Product: ribitol 5-phosphate transferase FKRP
Exons: 3
Coding region: 461-2176 (571 amino acids)
Biological process (GO): protein O-linked glycosylation via mannose
Cellular component (GO): Golgi apparatus
Source: RefSeq, a predicted model, not a curated record
AUGACUUUAGCUGUCAAAAUGUGAAAAAAACGGUGCUGAAAGAACAAAAACGGAAAGAAAAAUUUCACACAAAAAUAUCCUUUAGAAUACGCUUAAAAUAAAUUGAAUUGAAAACUACUUCAUAAAUUUAGAAAAUGAAUUGAAAACAACUUAGUUGUUAGUGUAGUUACUUGUAGUUACAGACAACAAGGACAGUGAAAAUAGCAAAUAAUGUAGUGAACUAACCUCAGACUUUAUACAUAGAAUAGAGUCCUUGCAAAAAUGUUGCUCAACGCAAAGUUCAAGUUAAAGGAAUAAAGGAAUUCAGUUUUGUGUUUUGGAGGAUAAACCACCACCGUUGAAAUAAAAUAAAUAGUCUAUUGCCGGGGAGUAUUGUACAAUUCCACCAACAACCAAUAGCCAGCCUUCUGCUCCUUUGUUCAUCUUGUGUAACCUAGUCUAUCAACAACAUCCGGUCAUCAUGAAAAUAAUGCGUUUGCGGCAUGCCAAAUUGAUUGUCGUCCUAAUUGUCAUUGCCAAUCUGAUACUUUUCUACUAUUCCUGGAAAUCGACAUUGUGGAAAAACAUUGCUGCCUCUCUCACCCUGCCCAGCAUGGAAACAUAUGAUUUGCUCAAGAAACCCUCACAGGCACAUGUGGAGAAGUCACCCAAGGAGAAGGCGAGAAAUGCCUUCAAACACAUACGUAAAUCUAUUACCAUUGUCUUUCGUACCUUCUACACAUUUGAGAAUGACAUCAAGGAUUCGAUUGACAGCAUUUUGGAUGUGAUACCAAAUAUGCCGAUUGUGGUCUACCUAGAGGGCAUACCCUAUCCACCGUUGGUGUAUCAGCGAAACAACUCUGCCGGUGGCCAGGAGACAAGUGUGCGUUUUGUUAAUUUAGGCUUUGAUCUGGUCAAACCGGUUCACGAACUCAACCCCCUCUCGGCCGUACAUACCAAAUAUGCUCUCUUUAUGCCCGACAGUGUCCGCUUGAGCAGUAAAAAUCUGUUGCAGAAAAUCUUACGGGAAAUCAAUACCAACAGCUGGGAAAAUAAAGAUGCCAAAGCUGUGCUGAAAUCCAAAUCAAUGAUAGCACCCGAGGAAGUGGUGCGUCGGGUGAUUAUUGUACCAUUUGCCGGGAAUUUGAAAUCAUUUGUGGGCUGUAUACAAAUCACGUUGGAUUUGCCGAAUUGGACGAUACAAUAUACGGCCGUAAAUAGUACAAGUGAUAAAUGUGAUUUGUUUUUACAAAAACAUGCUUUGCUGGUGGAUGUUGGGGUGCUAAAAGAAAUGCCAGAACCACUAGCUGCACCAUUUCCGGAAAUGUUCUAUAUCCAGGCGAAGUUGAGUAAUAUAACGAAAUUCGUUUUCCCCACCUCAUUUCAAGAUGGACGACGGCUAUUUGCGGCGUAUCACACCAAGCAGAGACGUACCGAUAUUAGACGACGACAGUUUCGUGAAAUGUAUAAAAAAUUACAAAUUAAACGCAUCGUUCGACGAUCGCACAAGGUGUCCAUUAAAAGCGAUUCCAAAGAUUCCUCAUCGUAUAAUGUCCAACAUAAUUUGGUAUUGGAUACCCAGUUCUCUUCGUCGAAUUUCUCCUUGCCCCAAGUUACCGACAUCGACUUAAUCGGUUGUGAACGUACCACCAAAUCGUGUGUGGGUACCGUCUAUAAUCAACGUCCAUUUUAUGUCUAUCUGGGUAAACAUACUCCGCCCUGUUGUUUGGAUAAACUAAAGAGUACCUUCAACCAUGUCCUUGAGGAAUUUGAGAAUGUCGGCAUUCGCUAUUGGUUAGACAAUCAGGCUCUGCGCACAGCCAUAGAUACGAAUCGUUUGUCACCGGACGCCUACGACAUUGACAUAAGUUUUAAUGUCAACGAUUUGGAGCGUUCCAAUUCGCUGAAGAAAUCGCAAAAUAAACCCUAUGUUGAUAAUGAGGGUUUCUAUUGGAUCAAGGCCACCGAUGGUCAUUAUUUCAAGGUGCAGUUUUCCAAAAUAAAUCAAAUCGGAGUUAAUCUCUUGCCAUUCGAGAUCAGUGGCAAUGUGGUUAAACCGAAUGGCUUCUUUGGCUGGAAAGCAAAACCAUUCUCUGCCGAUUUCCUACAUCCCAUGUCGACGGUGCUAUUUUUGGGUAAAAAUAUUAUGUGUCCCAAUAAUGUAAGAGAUUAUUUAGAAUUUAAGAGUAUUCCAUAGAUGGCGUGAAAGCAAAGGAAAUAGAAUUGAAGUACUUUAUGAGUUUAUAAAACAACAGACUUUUAGCCACAUAAGUACCCAGAGUUCUCUACAGAUAUAAGUGAAUAACAUCCUAUCCUUACAUAGUCUAAUCGUAGCUUAUUUAGAUUUAGUUAGGUUAUGUGAUUUUGUUUUGACACUUUCAAUAUUCUAGAAAUGUGGCAUGCCACAAUAGUUUAGUUAAGUAAUUUGCCAAGCACUGAAAGUUGCAUUGAAAGUAAAGUUUCCUUCUACGCUUCUACGCCAUUUCCAAAUGUAAUUCAUUUUAUUUUAGUAUUUAUUCGUAAUAUUUCAUUUAUAGAUCUGGUAUUCCAUUUGUAACAUCGAAACAUUUAAAUUGUAAUUUGAAAAUUCCAUUUGAAAUUCGAAACAUUCUAUUUAAAAUCCGAAUUAUUACAUUUGCUAUUCGAAUUACUUUAUCCGCCAAUAUAUACGAAAAUGCAAAAAAAUUAUUUUGAAUUAUAAAUGGAAAAUUCUAAUUUGAAAUAGAAUAUAACAAAUUUCAAACUACAACUGAAAAGUUACGAAUAUCAAAUACAAUCUUUUGAAUUACAUCUGAAAAGGGUGUAGUUAGACACACUUUUACAAUUCCUGUGCCAUAGAUUUUUAGAAAAUUUUGACAAAUGUUGAUUGUAAUUAAAUUACUUUUAAUUAUCCCCUAUCUCCCCCUCGGUUCUCCAUUGUUAAUACAUUUAAUAUAAAUAAACGCAACCAAAAGCUAUGUUUUUCGAAAAAAGUUUAGCCUUAUAUUUGUCAGUAAGAUAUAGUGAGUUUAAAACACCUACACGUACACCUACAUACAUACACUAACACACUUAUUCAGUUAUAUUAUAUAGAUAUAUAAAUAAAUACAUAAUUACAUACAUAUUCCUAAUUGAUUGAUCAUCUGUAAAGAAAUAACACUACCUAUAUAACUAAAGAAAAAAAAAAAUAACACCAACAAUAAAUAAAACACUUUAAAAGUA